Messenger RNA from Macrobrachium nipponense, 1019 nucleotides. RefSeq names its product N6-adenosine-methyltransferase non-catalytic subunit-like. Bases 63 to 1019 code for a protein of 318 amino acids. Gene Ontology annotation, molecular function: mRNA binding. Gene Ontology annotation, cellular component: nucleus; RNA N6-methyladenosine methyltransferase complex. NCBI's taxonomy places the organism in Eukaryota, Metazoa, Arthropoda, Malacostraca, Decapoda, Palaemonidae. The record is from RefSeq and is a predicted model, not a curated record. The transcript is spliced from 6 exons.
AAGGAGCUUGGGUCGGAAGGUAGCGGCAUUGACAUUUAUUUCCUAAAAUUAAAAAUACCAACAUGAUGAGUGGGGAUGAGGUUAUGAAAGACAUGAAGGAACGAGCUAAGAGACGAAGACAGCUGUUGGCAAUGCAGUUGGGAGUCUCAAGUGCUGAUAAGUUGGGUCAAGCCCUAGGAAACACUGAUAAACAUUAUGAUGAUAUUGACCGCAUUAAAAGGCUUCGAAGAACAAGGCAACAAGAAGAACUUGAAGGAGAUGAAGCAGCUAAUAUGAUAUACACAGAUUCUUCCACUUUCCUGAAGGGUACUCAGUCAGCAAAUCCUCAUAAUGAUUACUGCCAGCAUUUUGUAGACACAGGUCAGCGACCUCAGAAUUUUAUUAGAGAUGUUGGUCUCGCUGACAGAUUUGAGGAAUAUCCUAAGCUUCGUGAACUUAUUAAGCUUAAGGAUGAUUUGAUAGCUUCAACAGCAACACCGCCAAUGUAUUUGCAAACAGACUUACAUGCUUAUGAUCUUCGAGAUCUCCCGACUAAGUUUGAUGUUAUACUUGUGGAACCUCCAUUAGAGGAGUAUCAACAUGCUGGAGUAAGCAAUGUACAAUUUUGGGACUGGCAGAAGAUAAUGGACUUGGACAUAGCUCAGGUGGCUGCACCAAGGAGCUUCAUCUUUCUUUGGUGUGGUUCAUCGGAAGGUUUGGACCUUGGACGACAAUGUCUUCGGAAAUGGGGAUUUCGGCGAUGUGAAGAUAUAUGUUGGAUUCGCACCAAUAUCAACAACCCAGGACAUCUGAAAAAUUUAGAGCAGAAAGCUGUAUUCCAGAGAACAAAGGCAAGAAUUAUUUUUCCGUCAUUAUACAGGUACACAAUCCUUUAUCUGAAAUUCUUAGGGCCAGAUGUGUUUCAGUUUUGGAAUUUUUUGAAUUUCGGAACUGUGGUGUUAGAAGCAAGCAUAAUCAAACAUCACUACUGCAGCAAAACAUAUUUUUUUCCUUUUUCGUGUUAUAUUCAUUCAUUAUAG